CUGCGGUCUGGUUGCUGCUCCUAUCAGCACUCACAAUUUUGAAAAAUACUUCACACUUUUCUUACCCAUUCGUAGCUACUGUACAACUUUCAAUGGGGCUUCUCUCGCUUUUGCGAAAGUUACGAUCCGCACCGGAAAAGGAGCUACGUAUCCUGCUGCUCGGAUUGGACAAUGCUGGCAAGACCACGCUGCUUAAACAGCUCGCAUCCGAGGAAGUAACGCAAGUGACUCCCACUGCCGGAUUCAACAUAAAGUCCGUUGUAUCGGACGGAUUCAAGCUGAACGUUUGGGAUAUCGGAGGACAAAGCAAAAUUCGACCCUAUUGGAAGAACUAUUUCGAAAACACCGACGUGCUCAUAUAUGUGAUCGAUUCCAGUGACAAAAAGCGGCUAGAAGAAACGGGCGAUGAGCUGACGGAAUUAUUAUUGGAUGAUAAGCUAAAAUCCGUACCAUUGCUAGUGUUUGCCAACAAGCAGGAUGUAGUUGGUGCACUGAAAGCUAGCGAGAUUGCUGAAUGUUUAAAGCUGGUAAAGCUGAUGGAUCGCACUUGGCAGAUACAAGGCUGUUCGGCUCUGCAGGGCACAGGCGUGAAGGAAGGAAUGGAUUGGGUUUGCAAAAGCAUAAAGAAAUAA
Anopheles maculipalpis is the source of this 632-nucleotide messenger RNA. Its product is annotated as ADP-ribosylation factor-like protein 3. The record is from RefSeq and is a predicted model, not a curated record. Gene Ontology annotation, biological process: cilium assembly. The transcript has 3 exons. Gene Ontology annotation, cellular component: microtubule cytoskeleton; cytoplasm. Gene Ontology annotation, molecular function: GTP binding; GTPase activity. NCBI's taxonomy places the organism in Eukaryota, Metazoa, Arthropoda, Insecta, Diptera, Culicidae. Bases 93 to 632 code for a protein of 179 amino acids.